UAAAAUGACAGAUCCAACUCAAGAUGAUGCCAUGGACACUUCUGCAGCGACAGACUCUGGAGCACAUGGACAGUAUGACUCUGAAACUUCAGAAAACAGCAGGGAGAACAUAUUUCCCAAUAUGACCGUUGUAUUAACUGGAAAUUCUUCAUCAGUCCAGUUUGGAGAUGGAAACAUAUUAUUAGGACAAAACCAACAAAAUAUUGAAAAUGUGCCAAUAUCCAGAAUUGUUCCUUUACAGAAGAAGAUAUCAGAACAUCACGUCUCUGUGAUCAACAUGAUUGACUUACAUGAGACUGAACUUUACCUGGACUGUGUGGAUCAGCUCAUUGGUCAACUAGUAAAUGAAAAUGAAAUUCAUGCCUUCAUCUAUGUUGUGCGACUGGGUCAGUUAACAGAUGCUGAUAAGACUGGUCUUGACUGGCUUCAGAGAGUGUUUGGUGACAGAGUUCCUCAGUUUGUGAUGAUUCUCUUCACGUAUGAGAGAGAAGAAGACACUGACACUAUAAUAGAUGAUCUGAAGAAAAACCCUGUUCUGGAGCAGGUGUUAAAGAAAUGUGGAGGAAGAUAUCAGAACUGCAACAAGAUGAUGGACAAUCAAUCAGAGAUGAGAGACCUAAUGAAAAAGAUUGAGCAUAUUUUUCAUGAGAAUAAUCAGCAACGCUACACUGGAGAGAUGUUCAACACUGCAUCAAUAGGGAGAAAAGAGCUGGAAAACAGUGAAUGUGAUGAUAAACCCAGAAAAAAGGAGGACGCCACAACAUUUGAGACUGGAGAAAAACACAAGUUAAACACCUGGACAUUUUAA
Molecule: messenger RNA, 808 nt
Organism: Carassius carassius (crucian carp)
Lineage: Eukaryota; Metazoa; Chordata; Actinopteri; Cypriniformes; Cyprinidae
Product: GTPase IMAP family member 6-like
Exons: 3
Coding region: 5-808 (267 amino acids)
Molecular function (GO): GTP binding
Source: RefSeq, a predicted model, not a curated record